UCCGGCAAGGCUGUGUGGGCGGGGCGCGACAGCGCCGUCGCUGAGGCUUCAAGAUGGCGGAAGCCCUGACAAGUCAAGAAGAGCUGGCUGUGGAGGAGUUCUUGGCCGAGCUGAGGAACCGGGAACAGCACGCCGAGGUGCUGGUGUCCCGCACCACAGCUGUCAAGUUCCUGAUGGCCCGCAAAUUUGAUGUCUCUAGGGCCAUAGACCUCUUCCAGGCCUACAAGAACACCAGAAUAAAAGAGGGAAUCUACAACCUCAACCCAGAUGAGGAGCCCCUACGGUCUGAGCUGCUAAGUGGAAAGUUUACAGUCCUCCCCGGCCGAGAUGCCAAGGGUGCUGCCUUGGCCUUGUUCACUGCACGUCUCCACAGGCCUGAUGGGACGUCACACAAGGUUGUGUUGCAAGCCAUCAUCUACCAGCUGGACAAAGCCAUUGAAAGUGUUCAGACGCAACGAGACGGUCUUAUAUUUAUCUACGACAUGACCAACUCCACCUAUGGGAAUUUUGACUAUGAGCUGUGUGUAAAGAUCCUCAACCUCCUCAAGGGUGCAUUUCCUGCACGUCUCCGGUGUGUUUUCAUUGUGUCGUCCCCACUGUGGUUCCGGGCACCAUUCGCCGUGCUGCGCCUCUUUGUCCGGGAGAAGCUAAGGGAAAGGGUGUGCACAGUGAAGGCCCAUGAGUUAGCCGGCCACAUCCCUAUGGAGUCUCUCCCGGAACACCUUGGCGGAUCUUCUAAGUACAGCCACAUUGCCUGGAUCCAAGCCUGUGUGAACUCUGGUCAGGGGGGCCCACUAAGUGGACCUGGCGAUGGGGACUGUGUGGGGAAUCUUCUCCGCUCUUAUUCUCUUCAACAGACCAAUGCCAACUGUGGCCCCAGUCUUGUUGGGGAUGGGCUCAACUCUAACCUGGCCGACGACAAUGUUUGUGCCACCAAUGCCAACCUGCGCAACCACUAUCGCAAGCAGGGUAGAACUACCAUAGAGCUGGAGCCCUCACAAGGCAACUGCCAGCACUGGAAUGGCUCCAUGCUCAUGCAGGGGUCAGGGGUGACAGAGACGGCAGAUGCUGGAAAAGAGUAUAAUGAUGUGGCCCACGGCAGCCCCAGUGCCAAUGGAAAUGAACGGGGCCGCCACCCGCCACCACAGUCAGAUACGCCUCCAGAUACGCCGCUGCGUCGCAAACACACCGGAAGCCUGGGUGGGAGAGAUGGGGCUGUAGUGUUGCUGGACCAGGACACAAAUGGGAGUGGGGGCGGGGGGGAAAUUGAUGGGGAGUUGGGUGUGCCGCCACUACCACAGAAGAUCUCACGACCCAUGGCCCCCAGUAACCCGGGUGUGUGCCCCUCCCCCAUACCGGACAUGGAACAGUCAGUGCACAUGCCUGAACCUGGUGGCAUGGGUGUGGCUGAGCUGGUGCAGUACGUAAAGAGGAAGAAGAAGAAGGGCAUCUACCAGGAGUAUGAAGAAAUCCGCAAAGAGCCGCCAUCAGGCACCUUUGACUACUCCAAGAAACUGUCCAAUCAGGUCAAGAACAGGUACAGCGAUGUCCUGUGUUUGGACCAUUCGAGAGUCAAACUCAGCCCUCUGAAUGACGACAAUGAUGAGACCUCAGAUUAUAUUAAUGCAAGUUUUAUGGAUGGGUACAAGAGAAGCAAUGCCUAUGUUGCUACUCAGGGGCCUCUGCCAAAGACAUAUAGCGACUUCUGGAGAAUGGUGUGGGAACAGAUGGUUCUAAUUAUCGUCAUGACGACAAGAGUAGUAGAACGAGGUCGGGUCAAGUGCGGUCAGUACUGGCCCCUAGAGACGGGCCGCACCGAGCAGUACGGCUUUUUCCAUGUGAGGAAUCUGCACGUCGAGAUGUUCCCGGACUUCAAGCUCACACACCUGGAGCUCUACAACACCCAGACACUGGAGCGUCGGGACGUGGCUCACUACCAGUACGUGAGCUGGCCCGACUUCGGAGUGCCCAAAUCAGCCUCUGCCAUGCUGGCUUUCCGGGCCCAGGUCAAGCAGCACCAGGAGGCUGCCUUCCAGUCUCUGUGCAAUGACUGGACAGGGCCACCAGGGGGCCCUCCAGUGGUGGUUCACUGUAGCGCAGGCAUCGGAAGGACAGGUACUUUUUGCACUCUGGACAUCUGCCUGUCGCGGCUGGAGGACAUCGGCACGGUGGACGUGAGGCAGACGGUGCAACGCAUGCGCUCGCAGCGCGCCUUCAGCAUCCAGACAUGGGACCAGUACUACUUCUGCUACAUGGCUGUGCUGGAGUAUGCACAGCAGCAGGGUCUGCUAGCGCCCAUUGAGUGGUCUGACACUGAGCUAGACACUGACAGCGAGUGAGAUUGUGGUUCGGCUGAGCUUGGAGUAUGUGUGGGGUGGGAAGUGUGAAGAGUAAAACUGUCUUCAGGACUAAUAACCCCUUCUCGUUGGUAGCUGGUCUCAGUAUGAAGGUUUGGAGUUCCGUUACAAUGGAGAAGAGAAGAACAGAGUUGGAUGUGAAGUAAUUGAUCUGUCCUUACAGUCCCCUCCCCCCCCCCCAGGACUGUCUUGAAAUGGAAACAGUGGUGUGUCUUGAUUUGUAGCAUUUUAUAUUUACUUGCACAUGUGGAAUGGCAAACUUGAAAAAUGUACCCUUAUUUUCCUUUUACCUGCUCAGCUACCCCUUCGCCCCACUUUCCCUGCAUUUUACAUACUCGAUUUCACAAAGGGAGGGAAAGAAGUUAUGCCAGAACUUGAAUAUGAUUUUUUUAAAAGAGGAAUUUAUAAUAUAUGGCUGCCAGUCCAUUCUAAGUUCAUUUUAUUUUUUUAAUGUUUUUGUAUUCUGUUGUUCAUAUGUAAACUAAUCUUAAAGCCAAAGGUAUUGCCUCGAAUGCUUGGAUGUUAUGAUCAUAAUUGCGAGAAAAUGUCCUUGUAUAUUCUUGUAACAUACAUUUAUAUAUUGUGCAUAACAACCUUUGACAAAGCCUUGUUUUAAUAUAGACUUAAAAGUAACAUAUAUAGUAGAAAGCAUACUCACAAAAAAUACUGUGCUGUAGUAAACCUGUGAUUAGUCAGGUCUUACAUCAUUCAUUCAGUCAUAGUUUAGUUUUUCCUGUUUUCAGUUUGUAGAAAGUAUAUAAACUGGACUCAAACAGCUGACUCGGAUUUCUUACACUGCCUUGAUCAAUCAAAGGUUGUUUGGUUCUCAUGUUUGUUCUGUUUUCUCACUCUGCUGACGCCAUGAACUAUGCCGUGUCAGCUUCCCAAGGCCCCCGCGCCUUCCGCGAUCCGUGCCUUCACUUUGCGUUCUCCAUUGCAGUGUGCACACAGUCAAUGUACACAUGGCUAUUAGAUUCUCUACAGUCUCAGGGGUUAAUUUUAAUGUUGCUGGUCUCAAAAAUAAUUUUAGUUCACCUCUGGUAAUCGUUUGAAAGUUUAUUUUAUAUAGUAUAUUGUAUUUUACCUUGUUUUAUUUAUGUCUUUGUAAAACUGACAGUAUUGAACAUGAAUGUUGG
This is a messenger RNA of Scleropages formosus (Asian bonytongue), 3493 nucleotides long. Its product is annotated as tyrosine-protein phosphatase non-receptor type 9-like. Gene Ontology annotation, molecular function: protein tyrosine phosphatase activity. The transcript has 13 exons. Lineage: Eukaryota; Metazoa; Chordata; Actinopteri; Osteoglossiformes; Osteoglossidae. Gene Ontology annotation, biological process: protein dephosphorylation. Bases 54 to 2339 code for a protein of 761 amino acids. The record is from RefSeq and is a predicted model, not a curated record.